Messenger RNA from Beta vulgaris subsp. vulgaris (sugar beet), 1564 nucleotides. RefSeq names its product ribose-phosphate pyrophosphokinase 3, mitochondrial. The transcript is spliced from 7 exons. Gene Ontology annotation, biological process: 5-phosphoribose 1-diphosphate biosynthetic process; purine nucleotide biosynthetic process. Lineage: Eukaryota; Viridiplantae; Streptophyta; Magnoliopsida; Caryophyllales; Amaranthaceae. The coding region runs from base 123 to 1355 and encodes 410 amino acids. Gene Ontology annotation, cellular component: cytoplasm; ribose phosphate diphosphokinase complex. Gene Ontology annotation, molecular function: ribose phosphate diphosphokinase activity; magnesium ion binding. The record is from RefSeq and is a predicted model, not a curated record.
GCGACUGCAUAGCAUCCAACCAUUUCAACGAACUCCCAAGUCUAAAUUCCCCAAGUCAGUUAAAAAACCGAAGAUCUGGGGAUCAUCAGCUUAGCGAAAAAAAGCAACAUCCAAGCCGCCAAAUGGCAGCAAUCCCUCAUCAGCAUCACUCUCACCUUCUUCACCCCUGCGAAUAUCACGCCAUUUUUUCUUCUUCUUCUGUUAAUCCUCCCUUAAAACCCUCUUCUUUCUUCUUAAACCCAUCAAUUACAUUCAUCAAAAGUUCACCCACAUUUCGAUGCCAUUCCCAAAAUCAACGCAAUUGGACCACUGUCGAUUAUCUUAUCUCCAAAAUCGACCCUAUUCAAAUCAUACCCAAUUCUUCUUCUACUUUAUCAAUGGCUUCAAAUUCUGAAGAAUCCAUUAAAUAUACUAAGAAAGUUUGCCUUUUCUAUUGCCCUGAUACCAAAGCCCUUGCUGAGAGAAUUGCCUCUCAAUCUGAUGCUAUUCAGCUUCGUAGCAUUUCUUGGAGGACUUUUGAAGAUGGCUUCCCGAACCUGUUCAUAUCUAAUGCUCAAGGUAUACGUGGAAAGCAUGUCGCUUUUCUGGCAUCAUUUAGUUCUCCUGGUGUAAUUUUUGAGCAACUCUCAGUGAUAUAUGCUCUUCCGAAGCUUUUUGUUGCCUCCUUCACGCUUGUUCUUCCCUUUUUUCCUACUGGCACUUCUGAGCGGAUGGAAGAUGAAGGGGACGUUGCAACUGCUUUCACUCUUGCUAGGAUUCUAUCAAAUAUACCAAUUUCAAGAGGAGGCCCUACCAGCUUGGUGACAUUCGAUAUACAUGCCUUGCAGGAAAGAUUUUACUUUGGUGACAAUAUAUUGCCAUGCUUCGAGAGUGGAAUACCUUUGCUCAAAAAGAGGCUGCAACAACUGCCUGAUUCUGACAACAUAUCUAUCGCUUUUCCUGAUGAUGGUGCAUGGAAACGGUUUCACAAGCAGCUUCAACACUUUCCUAUGAUUGUUUGUGCAAAAGUUCGUGAAGGUGAUCAACGUAUUGUUCGUCUGAAGGAAGGUGACCCUAGAGGACGUCAUGUUGUGAUUGUUGAUGACCUAGUACAAUCAGGUGGCACCCUUAUUGAAUGCCAGAAAGUAUUGGCUGCUCAUGGAGCUGCAAAGAUCAGUGCAUACGUCACACAUGGAAUCUUUCCGAAUAAAACAUGGGAACGCUUUCAACCUGAUAAUGCAGGUUGCCCUGAGGAGGGAAUGACAUACUUCUGGAUCACAGAUUCUUGUCCCCUUACAGUGAAGGAGGUGAAGAACAGGCCCCCUUUUGAAGUCAUUAGCCUUGCUGGGCCCAUAGCUAGCGCUCUUCAGAUUUAAGCAUGUUGGCAUGUUGCAAAAAUUAGCAAACAAUAGCACAGAACAAACUUUAAUUCACUUGGUGCAUCCAGUGUGGUUAAUUUGACGUGUGGUAUGUUGUCAUAAUUAGAGUUUGUAAUCUCUAGAGAUUGUAUGUAGGUUUUGGCAGAAUUUCAGCAGUUGUGUAAACAGCAAUGAUUUUAUGACACCAAUUUUAAGCUUCAAACGUA